Messenger RNA from Bradysia coprophila, 778 nucleotides. RefSeq lists its product as uncharacterized. Lineage: Eukaryota; Metazoa; Arthropoda; Insecta; Diptera; Sciaridae. The record is from RefSeq and is a predicted model, not a curated record.
AAUUGAAAAUCAAUUUUUUUGCAAUUCAAAAUGAAAGACAAAAAGAGUAAACGUAAGCCUGCCACUGAAGAGAUCGAUUAUGAAAAGAUGGACUUAACCUAUCGCCUGUUCACAUUUCUGAUAUACGAAGAUAUCAUUUGGGACACUGUUCUAAAGGACAGCAUCGUAACAUGCAGCCGAUGCAUCGAAUCGAUGAAGGCAAAGGUUUUGCAGGAGAAUGUUGACUACAGCGUCCAACUAUCGGAAGAGAGAGCUGCGUCUUUGGGAUUAACAUUGGGAGAUGAAACGGCAUGGGCUGGUAGAUUUGCUGAAGAAGUAGCUGAAAUGGCUAAAGAUCCGGAAUGGGAAUGUUCUCAUCGAAACAGGGUGGCUGCGAAUGAGAGCACCUACUUUGUGGAUGCAAUUAGGGCUGGAGUUAGACAAAUGUUGGCAACACGUCCUUAAAGGUUCAUGCCAAUGUGAACAACGAAGCCGCAACUGAUGUACCAUAAACCUUGUUAUACCCGCGAUUUUUUUACAUAUCGAAAAUUUACGUUACCCAUAUUAGCAUUUAUUAGCCGAGGUCAGUAAUUACACGUAAAUGUGUUGAUUUAAGUGUAAUUAUUAACCUCGGCUUCGCCUCGGAUCGACACCAUUUGUACGAGAAUUCGACCUUUCCGCAUUUUAUUCGAACGAUCACAAAUAUAAAGUGGAUUUUUUUUGUUACUAUAACUGUUAGAAUGUGUAAGACAGCUAUUACAAUUAAGACCAGACCUCAUGUUACACUUAAAUACUACAA